Messenger RNA from Symbiodinium natans, 795 nucleotides. Lineage: Eukaryota; Dinophyceae; Suessiales; Symbiodiniaceae. The record is from the annotation of a GenBank genome assembly.
AUGGCCCUCUGCACAAAUAAUCGUGAAGCAAGUAGAACCUUUGCAAACCGGCUGUCGCGCACACGCACACGCCGGCAGGCUGGAUACGCAGAUGGCUGGUCGCAGGAACAGCUGGCAGCCUGCGAGAAGCUGGCGGCACGCUGCCAGGACCUGGAGAACUCCCUUCGCUUCUGCACAGAGCAAGCUUCCCUCCUCAAAGAGGAUGCUGAGCAGGCCUUGGGCUCCGGAGGAGCGUCGUCGACGACUGGAGCCCUGGUCGCAGCGGCCCUGCGUGCCAGCGACCCGGAGCUGUGGCUCGGCUGGGACAUGGCUGGACGUGGCUGGCGGGCAGCCUUGUCGGAAGCCCUCCGACGCAUGGCCAACUUCGACCAUGAUUUGGAGAAGCAGCGCGCCGCACUGAAGCGGCGUCGGAAGAAGGAGCCCGGGGCCAUGGCGGACGACGCCACGCUCACUGCACUUGUCGUGGAGCGUGGGCAAGCUGUCGCGCAGUGCCAGGACUUUGCCCAGAAGAUGCCUGCGCAAGCCUGGAACCUCGUCUUGUCCAUGUGGCAGGGAAAGCUGACCGACGGCCUGGAGCGCUUGGCGAUGCGACCCGGGGGUGAUGACGAGACCGAGGACUUGUCCGAAAAUGAAGCAGCAAGGCAGCGCCGGAGGCUCCUUGCCGGAAGCAUCCAGAAGCGUCCAAGCAUCAUCAGGCAUCAGCUGCAAUGUUGGCGGGCCUCUGGUAGUGCAACAGUGCAACAUGGACAGCGUCAAAUUUCCCGAAAUUCUCAAACCCAAGCACGCUUCGGCUGA